Molecule: messenger RNA, 1056 nt
Organism: Cryphonectria parasitica EP155
Lineage: Eukaryota; Fungi; Ascomycota; Sordariomycetes; Diaporthales; Cryphonectriaceae
Exons: 1
Coding region: 1-1056 (351 amino acids)
Source: RefSeq, a predicted model, not a curated record
AUGGCGCCAUCCAAGAGAACCCAGGCAAAGAAACCAAAAUCAUCACCGUCACCCUCCUCGACAACCUUACAGGAGCCUCCCCAACCGUUCAAGCGAGCUCCGGAGGUGAUGGCUCCCUUGCUCUCCACCCUCUCGCCAAAACAUGUCUACAUAACACACAUCGACAGCAAACCGGUCGAAUUCAAACGCAAGAUCUUCCUGGUACCCAUCGUCAUCAACCUCGCCAUCACUGCCCUCUUUGCUUACCGCAUGUAUCACAUUGGCCCCUGGUACUUCAAACUUAUAGCCUCAGCAUUCGGACAUUCCAAUGAGACCACCGUGCCUGUGGCCGAGUCCAGCUGGUCAGUCAUCGCCAGGAUAAUUGCGCGGAGGGCUUUUACAUUUUCGCUAGAUUGCUUGCUGUUCAUCUUCGUAUGGCCUUGGCCUGUGGAGUUCUGCUUCGACGGGUCGCACGGCAGUCCCCUUAUGUGGCGGUGGGGUGUGGGCUUCCGUGGCAAGGAAAUAUACAUCCGCCGCAGCAAACCGAAUUGGGACACCGACAUCAAGAAGGCUGUGAAAGGGGAUAAUGCCCAGGCCAGGAAUCUCUUGAUGAACCAUGUCGGCGUGGCUACAGCGCCGAUGUUGAUCAAUGAGAAGACUGGCUACUUGACGAUGAACAACGAAUGGGACCUGGACUGGGCGGCGAUGGUGAAGGCGACGAAAUUGGUGGAUGACAAGAGUAUCGCGCUGGAGGCAUUCAAAUUGAUGGUCGUGUUGCACCACGAAGACUACGGCUGGGUUUCCCUUGACCUGAAGAUGGAGGAAAAUGCACAGGAUGUUGCACGCCGGACCCAGGUGUUUGCGUUUAGGGACGCGCUCGCAGCGGUGGGCAAGGAGGACCUGUUCUACCGAUGGAUCGAAAUUGUUCAGUUCGAGUCUACGCAACCGGGCGGGUUCGGUGCAGACAAACAGGUCGAAGUCGCCAAGCAGAUUCGGGAAUUGUUCGCAGAGCAGGGUAUCGACUUUGAUGAGUUCUGGAAGGAGAGCGUGGGCUCGGACGGUCUCGCCAACAUGUAG